Apiotrichum porosum is the source of this 2271-nucleotide messenger RNA. RefSeq lists its product as uncharacterized. The record is from RefSeq and is a predicted model, not a curated record. The coding region runs from base 1 to 2271 and encodes 756 amino acids. Gene Ontology annotation, molecular function: sequence-specific DNA binding; zinc ion binding. Gene Ontology annotation, biological process: regulation of DNA-templated transcription. The transcript is spliced from 3 exons. Lineage: Eukaryota; Fungi; Basidiomycota; Tremellomycetes; Trichosporonales; Trichosporonaceae.
AUGGUAGCUCCGUUGGUGCCCAACCGCAUCCACUCGCUGCCUGUUCAAGUGACAUACCACAUCCAGGCUUCGUCCCAGUCGUUCUCGACGCUCUUUUCCACUCCCCAGCAGGUCUACGUCCACCCCAACGCCGGCUCCCAAGAGGUCGACGGCCAGGAUGAAGCGUGGGGCGCGAUUUACCUCAAGACUGUGGUCCAGGGCAUCCUGAUGGCGAGUCCAGAGCUCCACCCGACUCAUCCCAGUACCCCAGACCUGUCGCUGUAUGUGCUUGACCCGCGCGAGACGUUUCUCCGCAGGUCGCGUGCAGCUCCGAUUCCCAACCUCCGUUCAUCACCGGCCCGCGCGCCAUCAGAGGUGUGGACUGGCAAGGGCCUCGUGAGCUGGGCCCUCGACGAGCCCGGGGCUGGCAAGAACCUCAUUACUGGGAGGCUGGUCCGUCGCGCCGAGUUUGCCGCUGCGGCCCCUGUUCCAGAGGGCAUGUCGGCUCUGGAAGCUCUUGUUGCCGCCAAUGCUGCCGCCCGUGAUGGUCACGAGGCAUGGGGAAUUGAGAUUGCUGUCGGCCUCAAGUCCAGCAUCUCGUCCACCGUCGGCUACCCCGGGCCCCUUCACCAGAGUGUGGAGAAUGGGUCUGUUACCGGCCACCGCUCUCAACAGCGCGACACCCCUCGCCAGCCCUCCUUUACUCAUCGCGAGCCAUCGUUUUCCCGCGCCGACUCGCGCCCACUGCAGCGCAUUACCUCGACCGGUGUGCCGCGUAUUCAUCCGACCCCAACCCGCCCUACCCCUGCACCUGUACCGGCCGCCGCCGCCUCGUCGUCAAGCAAGCCACCACCCCCGCCUCCCAAGGCCGCCGAGAAGCCGGCGCCCAAGCGUGGCAGGAAGAAGGCGGUGGAGCGCACAUUGUCGUCGGUUGACACCAACUCCCUCGCUGCCACUCUGCCCAAACCUGAGAACAUUACAAAGGAACGUGCACAGGAGCUUCUGAAGGACUCUUCGUUCCUCACCAUGCUCGAGCAACUUACGGGUGCUCCCAUCAGCGCCCUGGCUGCCGAGAAGCGUGCUGCCCAGGAGUCACCAGAGGAAGAGCCGGUCCACAAGCGCGGGCGUUUCGAGUCGGCAGGCGACAAUAAAGAGCUCUGCUGCUCCAACUGUGGCACAAACAAGAGCUCGGUCUGGCGCCAGAAGAAGAGCGACGAUGGGCAGAGCAUGCGCGUCUGUAACGCCUGCGGUCUCUACUACAACAAGACGCGCACCAUGCGUCCCAAGACCCUCUGGGCGGACUCGGACGAAGGGCCCAAGAGGGGCUCGUCCUCCAAGGCCGGUUUCAAGCGGACCUUGACCCAAGUGGUGGAGAAGGACGCACAACGGAUCGCGAGCAUGCGCAAACCCAGGGCGCCUCGCCAGAUCAAACCUGUGCCCAUGACAUCGCCUGCGCGUGGUCCAGCACCCAAGACGGUGCGCAACGGCAAGUUUGCUGCUUCGACGGCCGUGGCGGCCAGCUCGCCUGGUGGAUGGGUGGCCUCGACCCCCGCUUCCUCUGGUCCUGCCGCUCUUCCUUCCGAGACGCCCAACACGGCUCUCCGCCGGAUCUUGGGCGAGUCGAUGCCGAGCCUUGCGAUGCCUCUGAGCGACGACGCCGCCGGCGAGGCACCACCCAACCAGAUGACCUGGAACGCGGACCUGUCGACCUUUUUCGAUGUCGAUGGAUUUGCCAUGACGCCAGGCAAUGCCGACGACGCGGCGGUAAAGGUCGAGCCAUCUUCUGCGACCCGCUCAACAUUCGACAGACGCGGUGUUUCCUCGGCUGUUGGCCACGACGGCGGUAGCAAGGAGGGCAAGGAGGACAAGGAAGACAAGGAGGACGGGGACGACAUCGAGAAGCGCCCUGCAAGCUCUGAAGAUGACGAUGUCUUUUCGCAGCUGUUCCAGCGCACGUCAUCUGCCGGCGACCUCUCGAGCACGUCUUCUCCGUUCGACUUUUCUCAGCUGCCACCUUCAUCGCCCCCGGCUCUCCCGAGCAACCUGCCCCACUCGGCUCUUCUCCUCUCCAGCCCAUCGUCGAGUCCCAACGGCGUGAGCCCGCGCACCGAGUCAGACUUUGGCAAACCCUCUCCUGCGCUCUCGAGUCUCCGCAACGAAGUCGGCGUCGACGAGAACAAGCCCGAGGGCGAGCAGGUGUUCCAUGACCUGCUUCACAAGCUCGCCAACGGCAACAUGGGAGACGAGCUGCUCGCGCUCUUCAACUCGUUCCCCGCGGCCUCGCCCGCGUAA